CUCUCUCUCUCUCUCUCUCGCUCUUCCGCUUUUCUCUGUCUAGAGAGAGAAAGCGUCGUCGUCGCCGCCACCUCCUUUACUUUCUCUCUCUACUCUCUCUCCACCGAUCUAGGGUUUCUUGUGCUCUUCGUCCCCUCCCGAGAUCCUCCUUCUCCUCCUCCUCCGCGUCGAUCGCAGGAGAAGAGGCAAAGUUCGAAAUAAAUGGAAAUGGUGCUAAGCGCCGAGGAUGCCAAGGAUUGGGUAUACAAAGGAGAAGGAGCUGCUAAUCUCAUCCUCGCAUACCGUGGUUCUUCACCUGCCCUUCUUGGAAAAGUAUUACGGAUUCAAAAGGUCCCAAAAGACGGAGCACAACCUACAAAUACGAGUGUUCUCUUAUCGAGGCAUGAACAGCUUCUGUGGGGAGAUGUGAUUGAACUUCUAGAAUCAUUGUCAAAAGAUAACUUGGGGCAAGUUUUUGCCAUGCAUGUGAUGAGUCGUUUUUUAGGCGCAAAGCAUAUAGAUAGUGGGAUUCGUGUACUAGUGUCUAAGGGCUUCUUGCAAUCUGUGGAAAUAAAUGUCCAGAGCCACCGUCCUAUUUCGCGAGUCAAUGCUGCCAAAAUUGAUACCCUCAGUGAUUCUGCACUCCUGAUUUCCGACCAUUCAAUAUUUGCUGGUACCCCUAGAGAGGGCACCUCCAUAGCAGUAGAAAUAAAGCCUAAGUGUGGAUUUCUCCCCUCCUCAGAAUACAUAGCCAAGGCGAAUUCUAUCAAGAAACAUGUAACCCGGUAUAAGAUGCAUCAACUCUUGAAACUUCAACAUGGAGAGAUUUUGAAGGCAAGUGAAUGCGACCCACUCGAUCUAUUCUCUCAGUCAAAAGACAGAAUACGCCGUGCCAUCAAGGCGUUAUUCGCAGCUCCACAAAACAAUCUACGUGUUUUCUUAAACGGCUCUCUCAUAUUUGGAGGAAUGGGAGGUGCUGAGGACAAAGUUCACUCCCGCGAAGCCAGCAGGAACUUCGAAGAUCUUCUCGAGCUCAGCGGCGUACAGCUAUCCACCUUUAUCGAGCUUGUUGGAGAAGCACUUCAUAAAUCCGGUGUACUCGAUCCUCUUCUAGCCACCCAGAAACUGGAUGUUCUUGAUAUCGAGGGAGCAAUUCACGCAUAUUAUGAUGUUAUUUCUCAGCCGUGCCUCGUUUGCGAAAACACCACCGAUGCUGAGCUCUUGAAUCAUUAUUCGCAACUGCAUUCACUUCCGAUGGAGCAGAGUCUGAAAAUUGUUCGGGAUUAUUUGAUUUCUGCUACCGCGAAGGAUUGUAGCUUGAUGAUUAGCUUUAGACCGAGAGAGAAUGGUGUUGUAGCUUCCGAUUGUAGUUCGAUAUUUCUUAAAUCAUCCAACCAAGUUUUUGAUUACAAGGUGUAUUUCAUCGACUUGGAUAUGAAACCUCUAGAGAAGAUGGUAUACUACUACGAGUUGGAUCAAAAGAUAGUAGAUCUCUAUACGAGGGCCGAGGAGAUCCAACGAAGUUCGGCGCAAUCGUGGCCGAUGAACAACGGAGAUAAUUGCGACAGGAAAAUGCAAUGCCAAAGUUGAGAACGGCAUCGAAAAAUUGUUCUUUUGUUGUAUUCUAGACGAACCAAACAACCCAAAAAUGUCGGUGAUCAACAUUUUUACAACGAAUUUUCUUCUGAGGAUAUCAAACUACAGGACUAAUCUCUCUUAGGUGAAAGAUUAGGGACUAAACUGUAAUUUGUCGAAAGCUCAGGGCCACAACCUGCUCAACUAUUAUACUUGUGUAAUACUAUAUAUUAUACUUCACUGUAUCAAUAUUGUCGACACAACACUUCAUGUUUUAAUCUCAUUCGGUAUAUUGCGUAGUUAUUUUGA
This is a messenger RNA of Ananas comosus (pineapple), 1863 nucleotides long. Its product is annotated as inositol-pentakisphosphate 2-kinase IPK1-like. Gene Ontology annotation, biological process: inositol phosphate biosynthetic process. Lineage: Eukaryota; Viridiplantae; Streptophyta; Magnoliopsida; Poales; Bromeliaceae. The record is from RefSeq and is a predicted model, not a curated record. The transcript is spliced from 8 exons. Gene Ontology annotation, molecular function: inositol-1,3,4,5,6-pentakisphosphate 2-kinase activity; ATP binding. The coding region runs from base 202 to 1569 and encodes 455 amino acids. Gene Ontology annotation, cellular component: nucleus.